Messenger RNA from Anoplopoma fimbria (sablefish), 2854 nucleotides. It is a transcript of the gene siral1, whose product is annotated as family with sequence similarity 118 member B. The coding region runs from base 976 to 2088 and encodes 370 amino acids. NCBI's taxonomy places the organism in Eukaryota, Metazoa, Chordata, Actinopteri, Perciformes, Anoplopomatidae. The transcript is spliced from 8 exons. The record is from RefSeq and is a predicted model, not a curated record.
UAGGUGUACCGGUAAGUGCCAGCUUUACUACAACAGUGUUUUUAGUAUUUCAAAAUCCAAAUAUUGUAUUGUUUAAAAUUUUAAAAAAAAGUGCUUGCUUUUAAACAUGGGAGUAAACAAAAGCACAAAGUAUACCUUGCUGAAUAAUCUAUUUCUUUUUUAUACUUUUUUGGACAGAUUGGUUGAUUCCUGAAUAGGCCCUACAUUAAUUCCACAUAUUUCUAAAUGAUGCUUCUGUAUAUUAGAUAAUAAAUAAUUGUUGCAUCCAAACGGCUGCAGUCUGCACACUUUAACACUAAAUAGAUAGAGUAAGCAACAGUGUUUGAUGUAAACAACAGUGUAUAUACAGUGUGUUGUACUGUAGGUUGUUGACUGCCAUCUGGCUUCCAGCUUCUUGCUCUACGUCACACAUUCAGAACGGGUCUGGCUUUGCUGCUUUCAAGUACGCUUCGUUAAUCUCCACUUCCUAGCUUUAAAAUUGUAUAAGUGUUUUUUUGUGUUUUGUAGUAAAACAGUAAUGCAGUGCAUAACUAAAAUAUAUAACAUGUACAUGAAUAUGUGAUUAUAAAUAAUACAGUACUUCUAAACCAUAUAAUAUUCUUCUUUAAACCAAUUUUUUUGUUGUUGCAAUGCACCAUGACAUCUUCCACAAGCGGGGAGCACAGAGUUAUCCGCACGGCCCCUGAAGGCAUCAUCAAACCACAGGCGGCGGUAGCUUCAACAGAUCCGCAAAAACUUAAACAUAGACGGCCACUGUGAGCAGCCAGGGACGGGACCAGGCGGAACUUACCAGACAUAUUUUAAUUAAUUUUAAUUAACAUAUAUUAGUUACUCUAUAUUCAGAAUGAUAAGUGAAAAGGAGGCAGUUUCGGGCUCUUGACAACCUCGGAGAUCCACGACUCAACUUUUUGCAGACUUUGUUCUAAUCACAAGGAUUUCUAACUUAACUAAGCUUUACUUAUACCAAGGACCUGAAUGGCCUCCAUUGUUGCGGUGAAGACUGAGAAGCGACCUGCAGCUGAUUCUCAGGAUGCAGACACAAAUGCAAAGAAGCCCAGGAUUUGGGACGCACCAUUUUUCUUCUCUUCUUGCCCCCAAAGGAAACUUCUACCCAGCCUGAAGACAAAGCGAGCCCCCGAGCUGGUCCUGGUGAUUGGCACGGGGGUGAGCUCUGCAGUGGCCCCUCAAGUCCCCGCGCUCCGCUCCUGGAAGGGCCUCAUCCAAGCCUUGCUCGAUGCAGCCAAUGACUUUGACCUGCUAGAGGAGGAGGAAAGUCGGCGUUUCCAGAAGCACAUGCAGGAAGAUAAGAAUUUGGUUCAUGUGGCCCAUGACCUCAUUCAGAAACUUUCCCCGAGGACAGGCAACGUGCGAUCCACGUUCUUCAAGGACUGUCUAUAUGAGGUGUUUGACGAUUUGGAGUGUAAGAUGGAGCAUGCAGGGAAACAUCUGCUCCGAUCGGUGCUGCAGCUGAUGGAGAGCGGCGCCCUGGUUCUCACUACUAACUUUGACAACCUGUUGGAGAUCUAUGCAGCUCACCAGGGCACCAAGCUGGAGUCUUUGGACCUGACAGACGAGAAGAAGGUGUUGGAGUGGGCUCAGGAGAAACGGAGGUUAAGUGUUCUGCAUAUCCAUGGUGUUUACACCAACCCAAGUGGUAUUGUACUGCACCCUGCAGGCUACCAGAAUGUACUGAGGAACACUGAAGUCAUGCGUGAGAUCCAGAAGCUGUACGAGACCAAGUCCUUUGUGUUUCUCGGCUGCGGACGCACGGUAGACGACACAACCUUCCAGGCGCUUUUCUUGGAGGCGGUCAAACACAAGUCGGACCUGGAACACUUCAUGCUCGUGCGGCGGGAGGACGUGGGUGAGUUCAAGAAGCUGCGUGACAACAUGCUGGACAAGGGCAUCAAGGUCAUCUCCUAUGGAGACGAGUACGCCGACCUGCCCGAGUACUUCGAGAGGCUGGCCAAUGAGAUCUGCAACCGCGAUGUGUCGACCAACGGUUGGGGAUCUCCUUCACAAACUGAGGAAGAACAGCAAAACGGCUUUAACACACAGAAAAGCCUCCUUCAAGACCAUCAUUCUUGACAGGCACACAGUCGGGAUCAGUUUCAAUCUACUUUGAGUAGUACUCGAGUCUGAUUUCAAUCAAUGGAUUUAGGAAUCAAGGAAAACUAUGGACCAUGGGAGACCUAAAAGCCGUUUCAGUGUUCCGCAGGUGUCUGGGAUUUUCCUUUUUAUUAGUAUUGGUGUAAAAGGGAAAGGAGAAAUUGAAAGUAACAGUCUGUAUUUAAAUGUUUCUCAACAUUUGGGAAGCUACAGUGAAAGAUUUAAAUAUGCAGAUGAUUGAUAAGAAAGUUCUCACUUUGGCUCGACGAAAAAAAAUUAUAGAUCCGAGUCCACUGACUGUGCUGCAUUGAUUCGUUGUUUGGAUUUGCAUUACAAAAAUGCAACUAAACAAACUGCAUCACCUUGACCUACCCGCCUUGUAAGAGAAGCUGUAACGCACAUCACAAGCUCUUAACUGAAAGCAAUCCUGUGUUAUGUAUAGGGAGUGUAUCUGUCAUGUAUUGGCCCUGAAACCAGUAAAACUUGAUUUGCACACUACUGGACAGGGAAUUGGGAUGGAUGGUUACAUGGUUUGCAAAAUACAUUAUGACGCUGUCCUCAAAUGUUCAGAUGAUUAUAUUUUCAUAGCAAACAUGCUCCCAGCCAGUAGCAAUCACUUUGCCACUCCUGUGCUGAAAAUGUUCUUUGUAAGCCUUUUUUUUUGUAUUUUUAAUACUUGCAUGCGUUUUCUGACAUAGUAUUUAUAUUUAAGUACUAUUUUCAAAAUAAAGAUUUUGGUAUCCCA